AUGACAGCAACCAGCAACGCCCCGCUUGAGAGUGGAACUGCUGGUGCCAUUGUCGCCUUUACGGGCCAGCCGGACCCACUGAGGCAGCUGUUGCAGGCGCUCUCUCGAUCCGCCAUGGAGCAGGCUUCUGAUGAUCCGCUCUAUUUGGCCUAUGCCAGAAUCAUGUCCAAGAGCUGCAGCGCAGAAGAAGAAGAGGAAGAAGAAGAAGGAAGAGAGGAUGAAGGUGGUGGACCCACUCUUCAGGUAAGCUGGAAGCACUGUUUUUCCCGACCCAGUGAUGAUCACCAUAGCCUAUGA
This is a messenger RNA of Protopolystoma xenopodis, 297 nucleotides long. The record is from the annotation of a GenBank genome assembly. NCBI's taxonomy places the organism in Eukaryota, Metazoa, Platyhelminthes, Monogenea, Polystomatidea, Polystomatidae.